CUUGCUCCUGUGCCCACAGGAAAAUUUGGGGAGGGGGCCGAGCCUCGGCUCCCCUGAGCUGCAGUUAAUUCUCGCCGAGAUGCCUUUUUGGAGGCAGAGAGUGGAGAGUGAAUAGGUCCCUCUUGCUCCAGGGAUGCUCCUAGCUUGACUUGGGGAACCUCUCGCCCCCUCUCUGCUUGCCAUGUGGGAGGAAAAGUGGCCUCGGUCCCACGGGCAGUUGUGGGAGGCUCCGCGGGACAGCACCGCGCAGCUCUGCCCCUGCCCGGCUGCUGCUUUUUCAUUUUUGUCACCGUUUUGAAGCCUGGAUUUCGCCUGGGAAAUGAAUGGAUUGAAGGGAGGAGGGGGAACGGGGUUUAAUCGCAAAUAUUUUUUUUCCACGUAGCCAGACGGGCGUGAAAAAAAAAGGACCCGAAACCACAAACUUAAAAAAAAAACAAAUGCCGUUCACCUGUAAUUCCAACAAAAUAAUAUAUAUAUAUAAAAAAAAGCCUGAGCCAGGUAUCUACCCUGAAGGCUCGUCUAAGUAUACAAAUUCUAGACCACUAAAUGCACGGUUUUGUAAUGGAAAUAAUGACACGCGGAGAGCUGUAUUGGAGUUUCUUUGAUAAACCCUAAAAUCAAUGCAGUCAGUCAUUGCUACCAUAAUUUAGGAAAAAAAAAACCCGAAACCAACAAAACCCAAAACAAGUGAAUGGACCGAAAUGCUUCCAGGGAGGAUGGUUAUUUUAAAUACUUGCUUUCUCCCAGUGGGGGAUUCAGCGAAGGAAGCUCAUAACAUGGCGGAUAGCGAGGAAGGCUUUGGGCUCCCGACCACGCCGGCUGACUCGGAGGCCAAGGAGCUCCAGGCUGAAGCCAAGCAGGACACUCAGCUGGGGGCCACCAGCAAGUCCCCCACCUCACCUCAAGCAGCUUUCACGCAGCAGGGCAUGGAGGGCAUAAAGGUGUUUUUGCACGAGCGGGAGCUGUGGCUGAAAUUCCACGAAGUGGGGACGGAGAUGAUCAUAACAAAGGCCGGGAGGCGUAUGUUCCCCAGUUACAAAGUGAAGGUCACUGGCCUGAAUCCAAAAACCAAGUACAUACUGUUGAUGGAUAUUGUACCAGCGGAUGACCACAGAUACAAAUUUGCAGAUAAUAAAUGGUCGGUGACGGGGAAGGCAGAGCCGGCCAUGCCCGGGCGGCUGUACGUGCACCCCGACUCCCCAGCCACCGGUGCCCACUGGAUGAGGCAGCUGGUUUCCUUCCAGAAGCUCAAGCUCACCAACAACCACCUCGAUCCCUUCGGACAUAUCAUCCUGAACUCCAUGCACAAAUACCAGCCCCGGCUCCACAUCGUGAAAGCGGACGAAAACAACGGCUUCGGCUCCAAGAACACCGCCUUUUGCACCCAUGUCUUCCCGGAGACCGCCUUCAUCGCCGUCACCUCCUACCAAAACCACAAGAUCACCCAGUUAAAGAUUGAGAACAACCCCUUUGCGAAAGGUUUCCGUGGCAGUGACGACAUGGAGCUCCACAGGAUGUCCAGGAUGCAGAGUAAAGAGUACCCGGUUGUUCCCAGGAGCACAGUGAGACAAAAAGUGUCCUCGAAUCACAGUCCCUUCAGCGGAGAGACCAGGGUCCUUUCUGCCUCCUCCAACCUGGGCUCCCAGUACCAGUGUGAGAACGGGGUGUCAAGCACCUCCCAGGACCUGCUACCGCCUGCCAACCCCUACCCGAUCUCCCAGGAGCACAACCAGAUCUACCACUGCACCAAGAGAAAAGAUGAGGAAUGUUCCACCGCCGAGCAUCCCUACAAGAAACCCUACAUGGAAACUUCUCCGGCAGAAGAGGAUCCUUUCUACAGGUCCAGUUACCCCCAGCAGCAGGGACUGAACACUUCGUACAGGACUGAAUCAGCCCAGCGUCAAGCAUGUAUGUACGCCAGCUCUGCUCCCCCCACGGACCCUGUGCCCAGCCUGGAAGACAUUAGCUGUAACACGUGGCCGAGCGUGCCGUCCUACAGCAGUUGCACCGUGUCUGCCAUGCAGCCGAUGGACAGGUUACCCUACCAGCAUUUCUCUGCCCACUUCACCUCGGGGCCGCUGAUGCCCCGGCUCGGCAGCGUGGGCAACCAUACCUCCCCCCAAAUAGGAGAUACUCAUAGCAUGUUUCAGCACCAAACCUCGGUUUCUCACCAACCCAUCGUGCGGCAGUGUGGACCUCAAACCAGCAUCCAGUCCCCCCCUAGCAGCUUACAGCCCGCGGAGUUCCUGUAUUCCCACGGCGUGCCUCGAACCCUUUCGCCCCACCAGUACCACUCGGUCCACGGCGUGGGCAUGGUGCCAGAGUGGAGCGAGAACAGCUAACAAGGCGGUCAGGGAAGUGCAAGAGCGUUAGCCGUGGAAAACCGAGAAAUGGGGAAAGAAAAAGGAAAAAGAAAAAAAAUACCCGGUUGAUAAUAAAAGUGAGAGUAUUUUGCAAGACUGCUUUAACUGAAUGUUCACCGAUAGCACUCGAGAGGGACGGACACUGAUUGAAACCACGGAUGAAGCAGUCAGCGGCCUUGGUGCGACUUGCCCCCUCUUUUUUUUUUUGUUUCGAAAGAAAAAAAUCAACAGUUCGGCACACUUCUCCCCCGCCACUGUCCCCACCCAGUUUGUGUUGCUGCCACCGCCAGCCCCGUGCCCCCGUCUCCCGCCUCUGCCCUCCUGCUCUUUUUGUUCUCCAAGGGCCACCAACCUCCUGCUGCCUUUCUCCACACACUCAGAGUGCUUGAACGAAAACAACUAGGAUGUUACUUUUUUUUUUUUUUUUGUGGUGUUGAUGUUGACGAUGUUAUAUAAUAAAUAAUAAUAUAUAUAUAUUUUUUUCUUUAAAUUUCCUCGAAAAAAGACACCGGCCCUUUUCACAAAGGGCGGAUUUUGGAGUGGUGUUUCUCUUUUUUUUUAUUCUCCUUAGUGUUAUCGUCGCUACUUUUCAAAAGGAAGAGGUUUUACAAACCCACAAAUAAGAAAAGCAGGUACCUACCUCGCUACCUUGUACCACGAGCAAAAUCACUCCUUGCGGGGUGCUGUGUUUCCUUACAAAAGUCCCCAAACACCUCUCUGCAGGAACCAGCCCUGUAAAAUCAUCUCCUUUCCCACUUCUUUCCUUUCCAUCUCCCAGUCUUUCCUGGUCCAUCAGCUGGCCCUGACGGAAGCACCCCCAGCUUUGUCUCCUGCUGCAUUUCUACCGGCAUGUGGAAAGUGAGGCUCUGAGCCAGCACUGAGGGGGGAGAGUGGGGGGAGAGGAUGCAGACAGUGAAAGGAAAAAAUUUGCUCAUAAAAAUGAUGAUGACGCUUGUUUGCAAUCCUGGACUUUCAUAUUAUUUUGCGUUCUUUUUCUUCCUCUAACAAAAAAAAAAAUGAAAAAGGCUACUGCUCUGGGUAUGUGAAGUGAGAUAUCAAGGAAAUGUGCUUAAAAGGAGCAGAAAAUGACCGUGAGAGGUUGGGAGUGGGGGAGGCGAGAAGAAAAGAAAAAGCAAAUGCGUGUAAGCAAAAACGUCUACUGCAAAAAUUGUCAGGUGUAAAAUUUCCUGGUACUAUUUAUUUAUACACGGGACUUCAAAUAACUCAUAGUAUGUCAGAAAGCCAACAAAGC
This is a messenger RNA of Cuculus canorus (common cuckoo), 3615 nucleotides long. It is a transcript of the gene TBX5, whose product is annotated as T-box transcription factor 5. Gene Ontology annotation, cellular component: nucleus. Gene Ontology annotation, biological process: cardiac left ventricle formation; pattern specification process; cell fate specification. Gene Ontology annotation, molecular function: RNA polymerase II cis-regulatory region sequence-specific DNA binding; DNA-binding transcription factor activity, RNA polymerase II-specific. The transcript is spliced from 9 exons. Bases 702 to 2342 code for a protein of 546 amino acids. Lineage: Eukaryota; Metazoa; Chordata; Aves; Cuculiformes; Cuculidae. The record is from RefSeq and is a predicted model, not a curated record.